Triticum aestivum (bread wheat) is the source of this 1257-nucleotide messenger RNA. Its product is annotated as protein HASTY 1-like. The transcript has 6 exons. The record is from RefSeq and is a predicted model, not a curated record. NCBI's taxonomy places the organism in Eukaryota, Viridiplantae, Streptophyta, Magnoliopsida, Poales, Poaceae. Gene Ontology annotation, molecular function: nuclear export signal receptor activity. The coding region runs from base 1 to 1257 and encodes 418 amino acids. Gene Ontology annotation, biological process: ribosomal large subunit export from nucleus; ribosomal small subunit export from nucleus; protein export from nucleus. Gene Ontology annotation, cellular component: cytoplasm; nucleus.
AUGGCUGUUUGGAUACUGAAAGUAGCCAUCAUAGCUCACUAUGCUGCUCUAGGGAUUUACAUCUUUGACUGUUCUAGUGCCAUUGAUGGUGCAGGUGAUCAAUUUAUGGAGACAAUAUGUUUGUUGGUAAAGUCAUUUGAGGAGGAGAUCAAAGGAAGAAAAAUUGAACAUUCUACGGGAACACAGGAAAAAUGCCGUCCAACAUCAACUACCAAUUAUCCGUACUCAUCUACCUUUCCACAACUAAUGCUUGCCCUGCUCUUACGGAUCCUUCAUUUUAUACACAUGGCUUGGAUGGAUCGGUCUGAGUGUUAUGAUCUGCCAGAAAUUAUUUGGAGAGCUAGGCUCAUUAGUACCAACGAGAUAUCCAGUUUUCUGAAGGAGAAUAAUACUUUACCUGCCAAUGAUGGAGUCGAUGUUCGUAGGAUGAAUGCUAUUGGAACAUGGUUACGUGAAAUUCGAGAAACUGGGUAUAAUAUCAUAGGCUUGUGCGCGUCUGUUGAAAGAUCAAUGUUUGGAUUGGACUGUUCUCUUUUCAUCGAUACUCUUGCAAUGGAUAUAAGCUUCAUGGAUUUUGAUCAUGUGGGGAAACUCAUACAGCUCACCUUCAUUCCAUUAGUCAGUUGUUGCCCUCGAGGAUGUUGGGACAAAUGGGUGGUGUUGUUGUUGGAACCUUUAUUUUUCUACUGUGACGAUACCUUUGGUUAUGCGUGGCUCAGUCUUAUACAUGAGGGACGAGCUGAAGUACCAGCUUACUUUGGCAAUCUCUAUGGACCGGAAGAAAAAGUCAAGAAAUUAGAAGUGGAGCUGUUGCUUAAAUUCACUCGUUCUGUAUCUUGUUUGCUCGGGGUUUUAGCAUCAGAAGAACUUAAUAGUGGCCUUCCGCAGUUGAAUUGCCCAAAGUCUGACUUGAAAUCCAUAUCUUCCAGCUCCCUUUUAGGGUAUAUUUUACUUCACAAUUGCUUUUGGAGGUUUAGUAUGUACUUGUUCGGGUAUUUGGUGGAUUAUCAAGCAGCUAAGGAAGCACUACCCUUUUGUCAUGCAUUGAUCCGCCUUGCCGUUGCUACUGAUGACGAGAGACUGAAACAGUUUAUUCUUGAUGAAAUGCUUCCGACUCUUGUCCGGUUUGAUGAUAGGAGUCCUCAAAGUGGAAUCUCACGGUUAAGAUCGGAGUUAAGUUCAAGCAUAGAAAUGACUUCUAUGGAUGAUGUUGUUUGUCUUUGUCGGGAAAUAUAUGAAGUUUACUUGCACAAUUAG